This is a messenger RNA of Miscanthus lutarioriparius, 810 nucleotides long. NCBI's taxonomy places the organism in Eukaryota, Viridiplantae, Streptophyta, Magnoliopsida, Poales, Poaceae. The record is from the annotation of a GenBank genome assembly.
AUGAGCUUCGCGGAUCUGGAGGCGGGGGCACUCAGGGCGCCCCUCGGGAGGAAGGCGAGAGGGGGCUCCAACGACGCGCGGGCACUCGUCUUCCAGAUAACCACCGCGGUGGCCUCCUACCGCCGCCUCCUCAACUCGCUCGGCACGCCCAAGGACACCCCCACGCUUCGUGAUAACCUGAAUAAGACUAGUCAGAACAUUCUUCAAUUAGCAAAGGAUGCGAAAGAUAAGCUCCAGAAGACUGCUGAAGCAGACAAGAGCACUGAUACGAGUGCAGACAAGAGGAUAGCUGAUAUGAAGCUUGCCAAAGAUUUUGCUGCGACAAUGGAGGAGUUCAGGAAACUUCAGAGUCUUGCGAUUCAGAGGGAGACAGCAUAUAAGCCAGUUGUUCCCCAGAAUGCUCAGUCAAACUAUACUACAGAUGACCGAAGUUCUGAAUCUGGUAAUAUGCCUGAGCAGCGUGCAUUACUUGCUCAAUCAAAAAGACAAGAGGUGCUGCAAUUGGACAAUGAAAUUGUUUUCAAUGAAGCUAUAAUUGAGGAAAGGGAGCAAGCCAUUCAAGAGAUCCAACAACAGAUUGGUGAAGUACAUGAAGUGUUUAAAGAUCUUGCUACCCUCGUACAUGCCCAAGGAAUUAUAAUCGAGGAGAUCGAUAUGAACAUUGACAAUUCUGAAGUGGUGACCAAAGACGCAAAGAAAGAGGUAACCAAAGCAGCGAAGACUCAGAAAUCGAACUCGUCCCUGAUUUGCUUGCUUAUGGUCAUAUUUGGGGUCGUGCUGCUUGUUGUGAUUAUAGUUUUGGCAGCUUGA